This is a messenger RNA of Stylophora pistillata, 801 nucleotides long. RefSeq names its product histidine N-acetyltransferase. Lineage: Eukaryota; Metazoa; Cnidaria; Anthozoa; Scleractinia; Pocilloporidae. The record is from RefSeq and is a predicted model, not a curated record. Gene Ontology annotation, molecular function: acyltransferase activity, transferring groups other than amino-acyl groups.
AUGGAAGACACUUUCGACUAUGUUCCCUACAGGUUCCACAACUGGCUUACGGAGCCCAACAGAAUCAAUAUCGUUGCUGAGAAAGGAUCGAAAGUGGUGGGUUUCAUGGGAAUGAGUGUCGUUGACUGUGAAGAGUCAGUAGUUAUCGAAGGUGGAAGAGUUGUUCCUAAUCAUAGAAAUCGAAGAGUGAAGAAUGCAAUAAAAAAGCACAAGGUCAUUGAUAAAGAACUGCAUUACUACGAUUUUUUAACUUACAAAGUUGACCCAGAGCAAGUCAACUUUGAACACAAGUUAGAAAACUGCUCGAGCCUUCGACCCUACCCAAAGGAAGAGUUUCAGAAAAACGUUCUGAAAAACACUGGUACUCGCUCGCUACUUCCUAAUAACAUUCUGGUUAUUGACUGGCAACCGUUUGAAGCCAUCCUAUCCAACAUCGAGCACAUCUCACAAGACCGAGAUCAAUAUUUUGUCGACUCGCCAAGUGGUUGUCAGGGCCAAUUGAAUCCAUUGUCUUUCAGUCUGGGAAGAUGUGUGCUCCUGGUAUGCGGGAUGGUGAGGUCCUCGACGAUCUACGCUAAGGACUCGAAGCUUUGUCGGUCUCACGUGAUCCAUCAGUCAAAGAGUGCCUGUCAGACUGCACAAGGAAGCUUUUAUUUCAGCACCUAUCAAGAUCCUUCCCUCACCAAGUAUUGUAAAGAAGUCCUUCACUACAUUCCAGGUGUUACAAGGAUAAACGAUGAGGAGCCUACACAAACGAUGUUUAUCUUUGAGGGUAAAUUGGAAGCCAACACAAUCAAGUAA